AUGGAUAGGUUUGCAUCUUCUAUUCAUCCUACCGAUGUAGGCAAAAAAAGGAAGCAACAAGUUAUCAAUGAUGCAUUUGCUAAGGAAAGAACACAGGAUGUGCAUGGAUAUUUAGCACGAUGGGUGUAUGAGAGUGGUAUUCCUUUCCAUGCUCUUGAUAAUGAUAGUUUUAGAAGAUUUGUAGAAGCGGUUGGACAAUAUGGCCCGGGCUACAAACCUCCAAGCCAAUAUGAAUUAAGGGAACCAUUGUUGAAAAAGGAAGUAGAGAGGACAAAGAAGGCACUUAAGAGUCAAGAAGAUGAGUGGACUAAGAGUGGUUGCUCAAUCAUGACGGAUGCUUGGAGUGAUGGGAAACGAAGAAGUAUCAUGAAUUUGUGUGUGAAUUGCAACAUGGGCACAACUUUCCUUUCUUCCAAGGAAGCUUCCAAUGACUCACAUACCGGUGAAUACAUUUUUACUUAUAUUAAAGAAUGUAUUCAAGAAGUUGGGUCACAAAAUGUGAUUCAAGUGGUGACGGACAAUGCUUCUAACAACAUGGCGGCGGCCAAGAAAUUGAAAGAAGAAAUUCCUCACAUUUUUUGGACUUCAUGUGCCACUCAUACCAUCAAUCUUAUGCUUCAAGGAAUAGGUAGUCUACCUAAAUUCCAAGGAGUAAUUGAGAAAGCCAAAGCAUUCACCGUCUUUAUUUAUUCACAUCACAAGACUUUGGCUAUGAUGAGGAAUUGCACAAAGAAGAAAGAUAUAGUGAGGCCGGGAGUUACAAGGUUUGCUACUUCUUUCCUUACUUUACAAAGUUUGAACAAGAAGAAGCAUAUGCUAAGACUAUUGUUUGCAAGUAAAGAAUGGGAAGAUAGUAAGUAUUCCAAGACUCAAAAAGGAAAAGCGGCAUUUGCUACCAUAAUGAGUACAUCAUUUUGGAAUGGAGUUGAACUUUGCUUAAAAGUAUUUGAACCUUUGGUUAAGGUGCUUCGCCUUGUUGAUGGAGAUAAAAAACCAUCUAUGGGUUUCUUAUAUGGAGAGCUACAACAAGCAAGGAAUGAGAUCAAAGAGGUAUACAACCAAGAGGUGAGCUAUGCUCCAAUCUUAGAAAUUAUGGAUUCAAAAGCUCGUGAUCGGCUUGAUGGUCCAUUGCAUUUGGCGGCUCACUUCUUGAACCCUUAUUACUACUUCAAGGAUGAAAGUAUAUGUUUGAAUGGAGAUGUCAUGCAUGCUUGUAUAACUUGUUCCGAGCACUUCUACCCCAAUGAUGACCAAACACAAAGCGACAUCAUGAACAUUGAGAUACCUAAGUAUAGAAUGAAAGAAGGUGUGUUUGGAAAAUCUUUGGCCAUAUCGGGAUGUGCCAAGAAAGACUUUGAUCCGGUUGCAUGGUGGUAUACUUAUGGAUUUAAUGUGUCAAAAUUGCAAAGAAUUGCAAUAAGGAUUCUUUCAUUAACUACAAGUUCAUCGGGGUGUGAGAGAAAUUGGAGCACAUUUCAAGGGAUACACACAAAGAAGAGGAAUAUGCUAGAUACUUCAAGGAUGAGAAAGUUGGUAUAUGUUCAAUUCAAUGCCAAAAUCAUCAACAAAAAUCGAAGGAAGGAUAAAGGAAAAGAGGUGCUACUUGCCAAAGAAGCUAAAGAAGCACAAGAAUGGCUUGUUGAAGGUAAUAUCAUUGAAGAUAUGGAAAGACAUAAAGAAGUAUCCGAAUUGGGUAGUGAGAUACCACCAUUGAGUGAAAUCCGAGAGCUGUGGCCGGAGGGGUUUUAA
Messenger RNA from Argentina anserina (silverweed cinquefoil), 1749 nucleotides. RefSeq lists its product as uncharacterized. Gene Ontology annotation, molecular function: protein dimerization activity. The record is from RefSeq and is a predicted model, not a curated record. Bases 1 to 1749 code for a protein of 582 amino acids. The transcript has 3 exons. NCBI's taxonomy places the organism in Eukaryota, Viridiplantae, Streptophyta, Magnoliopsida, Rosales, Rosaceae.